AUGUUUAGUAUUAGUUUUAUACUUUUCCUACUGAUUACCAGUGUACAGUCGUUAACUUGUCCCAAUGGUCAGCUGGCAUGUGGAACGGUAGGUUGUUAUGAUCCGAACACGCAAGGCUGCUCUGCCAGUGGCAGCAGUAUUCAAUGUAUCAAUUCGUGUAAUGGAACAUGUUAUUCAAGCUCGCAAUACUGCUAUAACAAUACAAAAGUUUGUAACAAUGGUGAAUCAAUUUGCAACGUGAAAACGUAUGGUUAUUUUCAAUCAUAUCCAAUUGGUCUUAACUGCUACAAUUCAUCACAACUUAUAUGUGGAAAUGAUACCCUCUGUUCCCCACUAUAUGCAUGUGGAACACAAUGUUUGACGAACUAUUAUUCGACUUGUGCCAAUAAUCAAACGGUUUGUCCCGGGUUCUACUUCUGGAAUUAUUACUAUACCAAUCGAUACGUCAAUGUAUGUGGUUCACAAAAGACUUGCUAUGACAACACAACCAGUGUGUGUUUGAAUGGUACAACUGUUUGCCAGGGUCUCAAUUCGCGGCUAUGUGGAUCUACCUGCUAUAAUCCUGAUGCGCAAACUUGUACUAAUGGCAUUGUAAGCUGUAUCAAUUCAUGUAAUGGAACAUGCUAUUCAAGCUCGCAAUACUGCUAUAACAAUACAAAAGUUUGUAACAAUGGAGAAUCAGUUUGCAACGUGAAAACGUAUGGUUAUUUUCAAUCAUAUCCAACUGGUCUUAACUGCUACAAUUCAUCACAACUUAUAUGUGGAAACGAUACACUUUGUUCUCCAUUCUAUGCAUGUGGAACACAAUGCUUGACAAACUAUAAUUCAACGUGUGCCAAUAAUCAAACAGUUUGUCCUGGCUUCUACUUCUGGAAUUAUUACUAUACCAACCGAUAUGUCAAUGCAUGCGGUUCACAAAAGAAGUGUUAUGAUAACGCUACAAGUAUUUGUUUCAGUGAGAAUAGUACAGUAUGUCCUAUUGGAAACCAUCUCUGCGAUGGUGUUUGCUAUAAUCCUCAAUCACAAUACUGCCUUGGUGGCAACAAUACGAUUUUUUGUUUAUCAAAUCCUUCCUCAUCGAGUUGUCCUACUACACGAACGAAUUCCACAACCGAUGUCACCACACAACCAUCUACAACAGUUGCACCUACAUCAAGCGGUUGUUGUGCUGUUCAGAACUGUACAGUAGAUGCCGAUUGUUGCCGACUCAGCACGGAUAGAUGCCAAUGCUUUCGACAUAGUCAAGAGGAAACAUACGGUUCGUGCGUUAAUCCCAACAUCACACCAGUUUGUGGCAAUAGUUGUCCAGUAAAAGGUAAAUGCCAAUAUGAUUCCGAUUGUUGUCAGUGCCAAUGUGCAGAAAUAAGAUUUACAAAUACCGAUGGAGAAUUAUCAACAAGAAAACAAUGCAUACGACGUUAA
Molecule: messenger RNA, 1422 nt
Organism: Adineta ricciae
Lineage: Eukaryota; Metazoa; Rotifera; Eurotatoria; Adinetida; Adinetidae
Source: the annotation of a GenBank genome assembly